UCGGCCAUUUUGCCGAACCAACUGCUAAACAUAAACAACUAGUUGGCAAGAAUUGUGUAAAUUGCACAUUGAAGAUUUAUGUUUAACAGAUAAUUAAAAAAAAUCCGGUGCAUGGUGCUAAGGUUUUAACUAGGAUUAACAGAGAUGGCUGAAAUUCAGCCUAGUCCAAGAGGUAAUGGAGGGAGCAAGGGCAAGGGUACAAAUGAUCCGAUCCGGUUUUUACCGGUGCUCCCAUCAAAGCGAACAAAACCCACAUGGGAACAGAACCCGCCAUCAUUUGUGCUGUCUGGGAAAAUACCUGAGGAUGAUGGGAAAGACCAUAUUGAUUUGAUUGGGGAGCUGACAGCAAGGGACCCCAAACGACGGAAGCCAAACAAAUUAAAGCCAAUAACAGACAAACAGAAUGGCACAGAUGUUACACAGUUUCAGCAGCCAAAGAAAGACCGCGAAAACUUCCGAAAGUCAUUGGUGGACAUAAUCAUGCAAGAGGAAGGUGUCCAACAAACCAACAUGGCGUCUGCCACGGGUGAACUGCAGCCUCUCUCUAGAACUGGGUCACCCACUGCCGCGGAAAAAGAUAUACUGCGCUACUACUACUAUAUCCACCACGGCAUAGACACGGAACACGUGGCCCCCAUGGAGGAUUCCUGGUUGGAGAACGUGCUGGCUCUGAUAUCCACCGAACUCAAGGAGGGUCAUAAUGAGACCAUCGACAAUCUAUCCGACGAGAUGAGGGAAGACUAUCUGCUCAGUGUCAAGAAAGCUAUAGUUGACUUCGUCUUGAAAGACCCGCGCGAGCGCGACGACGAGAAGAAAGUUAAGUUGGCACCACACCGUGAGGAGCUCAUGGUGGUGCCGAAACCCUGGAACCGUUCCUACCUGCUCGGACUCGAACUCAUGUCUGAGAAUCUGCACGUGACCAACCCCUGCAUGCUGCAGGUGCUGGACCUGUGGCAUGGGACAUUUGGUGGCCUGAGGUUCAUUGACAUCGAGGAAUUCCACGCACGCCAAGACUCCAUGGAGCUGCAAAAUUUCCAGGCCCUCUGUCUGCGACACAUCGAUUCCGCCAAGGAAAAACUACUGAAGAAAUGGUUCCCGGAAGUUCAGAACAUCUUCUACCAGGGCAACAAGAGGAAGCAGGUGCCCAGCAAUCAGGAUCAGGAGAAGCUUGAAUCCUUCUUCAACUGUGCAGCCACCUUGAUGACCGAGAAUCUGCAGCUGCUCACGCUGCUGUCUCUGAAAGACUACCAGGACCUGAUUGUCCAACCACCGACGUCCACGCGAGCUUACGAGCACCCGGGCUUCAUCAUGCGUCUGAUCCUUGACAACACACAGAUCAAGUUCGAGCCCACAUUCAAUGACUUUGAGGUCAUCCUACUGAACGUGUUCGACGUGAUGAUCAAGGCGUCACAGGUGGUGCCCAGGGUGGAGACGAAACUCUACUCAGAAUGGAGCGGAGACAAAUCCAAGGCAACACUGAAACCAGUCAUCCUGGAGGAUAUACUUGAGGGACACAAGGUCGCGGUCCACGAACUCAUCAAGCAGGAGAGCAUUGGGCCGAUAGAGCACAGCAAAAUAUACGAUAAAUACAACUUCCUUAUCUCCAAACAGGCGGACACAGAUGUCGAACAGUUCCUGAAGGAGACGCACACGUUUGAUGAGUACAAGAAGGAAGUGGAGAAGUACCAUCGUCUGGUCGAGGAAAUCACCUACAACUCCAUCAAGGUGUUGAGACUGGGAAUGUUUGAGCUUCACUGCGAUGAUUUGAUUCGUGCCCUCUCCAAGCGUGCAGAUGCUUUGUGCACGAAACUGCUUGGACGUAUGGCUCGUGACCACCAAGAGGAAAAUAAAAUACUCUGCGACGACUAUGAGCAGAUUGCAGAGAAAGCACUGACGACACCUUCGAAUACGGAGGCCCUGAUGGAACUGAAGCAGUACAUCGAGAAAGUAGAGUCCGACAUCAUCUUCAAGAUGGAGAAGCGCCUGUACCAAUCCCAGGAACGCCUCUCCUUCCUCUCGGACUUUGCGCAGUUCAGUCCAGCGGAGAUUCGCGUGAAUGCGAACGUAUUCAUGUGGCACGGACGUAUGCCUGCGGUCUUCGAGGAGCACAAACUGAUAAUCUCAGAGAAACGCUCGCAGUACGAAGAUAACUUGAAGUUGCGUCGAGACCGCUUCAUUGAGGAGAUGGAGGGCUACGCGAAGCAGGUGGAGGAGUUUGCAACAUUCGGAGACAUGUCUGAUAUACAAAAGUACCUGCGCAAGUCUCAGGCCCUCAGUAACAAACUGGAGCAAGCGGCCGAGAAGAUUGAGAAUUUCAACAAUGAGGAGGAAGCGUUUGGCUGGCAGACCACAGCGUACCCCCAGCGUCAACAGAUCAUGACCACACUGAAACCUUACCUGCAGCUGUAUGAGACCACCGUGGACUUCAACAACAAAUACAAGGACUGGAUGGACGGACCAAUGUCUGGCUUGAAUCCGGACGAUGUUGAGCAAGAGGUUGGCAACUUCUGGCGUGGACUCUACAAACUGGAGAAGGCGUUCGAGUCCGUACCAGCUGCAAAGAAGAUAGCCGGCAAGGUGAAGUCCAAAGUAGAAGAGUUUCGCGAACACAUGCCCCUCAUCUCUACACUCUUCAACCCGGGCCUGCGCGAUCGUCACUGGGAGAAGAUCUCGGAGAUCGUCGGCUAUUCGCUGAAGCCAGACGACAGCUCCUGUCUGACGCGCUUCGUGGACAUGAACCUCGACCAGUUUAUAUCGAAGUUCGAGACGAUAAGUGAGGCGGCAAGCAAAGAAUACUCGCUGGAGAAGGCGAUGGAUAAGAUGAAGACAGAGUGGGGACCGAUUGAGUUCACCAUUAUCUCGUACCGUGACACGGGCACUUCAAUCCUGUCCUCGGUGGACGACAUUCAGCUGCUAUUGGACGACCACAUUGUGAAGACACAGACCAUGCGUGGGUCCCCUUUCAUCAAGCCUUUUGAAGUGGAAAUUAAGGACUGGGAAGGCAAGCUGAUGCUGUUACAAGAUGUACUGGAUGAGUGGCUCAAGGUGCAGGCCACCUGGCUCUACCUGGAGCCCAUUUUCUCCUCCCCCGACAUCAUGGCCCAGAUGCCUGAAGAGGGACGCAGGUUUACAACGGUUGACAAGAACUGGCGCGACAUCAUGAAGGCGUCCUUGCUGGACAAACACGUGCUCGAGGUGAUCAAGAUCGACAAGCUUCUCGAGCGUCUGAAGAAGUCCAACGAACUGCUCGAACUCAUUCAAAAGGGUCUGAACGAUUACCUGGAAAAGAAGCGUCUGUACUUCCCGCGCUUCUUCUUCCUGUCCAACGACGAGCUGCUUGAGAUCCUCUCCGAGACCAAGGACCCGAAACGAGUGCAGCCGCACUUGAAGAAGUGUUUUGAGGGCAUUGCAAAGCUGGAGUUUACGGACGUGCUAGACAUCACGCACAUGCUGAGCAGUGAGGGAGAGGUGGUGCAACUGCGUGACGUGAUCUCGACCUCAAAGGCUCGCGGCCAGGUGGAAAAGUGGCUCCUGGAGCUGGAGGCUGACAUGCUUUCCUCAUUGCACAAGGUGACCGGUGAAUCCCUGGAGGCAUACAAAACUCAGCCAAGGUCUGCGUGGGUCAAGGCCUGGCCCGGUCAGUGUGUACUGGCUGUUACGGCCAAGUACUGGACGGACUUCAUUCACGAGGCCAUCAGGAAGGGCGGCAAUGCUCUCCAGCUGUACCUUGACCUGAACAACAAACAGAUCGAUGAGAUAGUUGCCAUGGUGCGCGGCAAGCUGUCAAAACAGAACCGUACAACGCUUCAAGCCUUGAUUGUAUUGGACGUCCACGCGAGAGACGUGCUGGCAAAUCUGGUGUCUCUGAACAUCUCCAGUGAGUUUGACUUCAACUGGCUCAGUCAGCUCCGAUAUUACUGGGAGGAUGACCGCAUGGUAACCAGGAUGAUCAACGCCAUGUUGAAGUACGGCUAUGAGUAUCUUGGAAACUCAGGCCGUCUUGUGAUCACCCCCCUCACUGACAGAUGUUACAGGACCCUGUUUGGUGCCCUGCAGCUGCAUCUGGGUGGCGCCCCGGAGGGCCCGGCAGGAACCGGUAAGACUGAGACCACCAAGGAUCUCGCCAAGGCCGUUGCCAAGCAGUGCGUCGUCUUCAACUGCUCCGACGGUCUGGAUUACAUCGCCCUCGGGAAAUUCUUCAAGGGCCUUGCAUCGUGUGGCGCCUGGUCAUGCUUCGACGAGUUCAACCGUAUCGACCUUGAGGUGUUGUCUGUCGUAGCUCAGCAGAUCCUGACCAUCCAAAGAGCCAUUAACAGCGGCGCAGACAGCCUAGUGUUUGAAGGCACAGAGAUCCGACUGGACCCAACCUGCUCCGUGUUUAUCACCAUGAACCCUGGUUACGCUGGCCGUUCUGAGCUGCCUGACAACCUUAAGGCGUUGUUCCGUACAGUGGCGAUGAUGGUGCCAGAUUACGCGCUUAUCGCUGAGAUCUCGCUGUACUCGUGCGGUUUCGUGAAUGCCCGCCCGUUGUCAAUCAAGAUCGUGGCGGUGUACAGACUGUGCUCGGAGCAGCUGUCUUCCCAACAUCACUACGACUACGGCAUGAGGGCCGUCAAGUCUGUCUUGACAGCUGCCGGAAACUUAAAGCUGAAAUACCCAGACGAGGACGAGAACAUUCUGAUGCUACGUUCCAUCAUUGAUGUCAACCUUCCGAAGUUCUUGAGCCACGACCUGCCCCUAUUCCAUGGUAUCACUUCGGAUCUCUUCCCCGGCGUGAAACUACCCGAACCAGAUUACGAAAUCCUCAAUGAGCAUGUGCGGGACAACUGCGUCAAGAUGAAUCUGCAGUGUGUUGACUUCUUCCUCGAGAAAAUACAGCAGAUCUACGAGAUGAUGAUUGUGCGUCAUGGUUUCAUGAUUGUCGGUGAACCAUUCGGUGGCAAGACCUCCGCCUACAGAGUGCUGGCCGCAGCCCUGGGCGACAUUCAUGAGAAGGGUCUGAUGGAAGAGAACAAGGUUCAGAUCACUGUGAUCAACCCGAAGGCCAUCACCAUGGGUCAGCUCUACGGCUGCUUCGACCCAGUCUCACACGAGUGGUCGGACGGCGUGCUGGCCGUGUCGUACAGAGCUUUCGCCACAUCAACUACACCAGACAGGAAGUGGCUGAUAUUUGACGGCCCUGUUGAUGCCAUCUGGAUCGAGAACAUGAACACUGUGCUGGACGACAACAAGAAGCUGUGCCUGAUGAGCGGAGAGAUCAUCCAGCUCGCGCCCACCACCAACCUGAUGUUUGAACCCAUGGACCUUGAGGUUGCCUCCCCUGCCACGGUCUCGCGCUGCGGCAUGAUCUACAUGGAGCCGUCCACCCUGGGCUGGCGGCCGCUGGUCAAGUCGUGGCUCAAGGAUAUGCCCCCAGCGGUCAACGAGAUGCACAAGAGCACCAUUCAUGACCUGUUUGAGAGGUUCUGCGACGCCUGCAUCCAGCUGAUCAGGAAGGGCGGAGUCAAGGAGCUAGCGCCCACAUCGGACACCAACCUAAUCAAGUCCCUCAUGAACCUGAUGGAUGUUCAGAUGGACGAGUUCCAGGACGUGGCCAAGAUCUCUGCGAUGGAGGAGCGGGAGACCAUGACAUGGCUUGAGAGCAUUUUCUUCUUUGCGCUGACCUGGUCUGUCGGUGGCUCGUGCACAGAUGAUGGCAGGGUGAAGUUUGACAAACUUCUCAAGGAACUUAUGUCGGGAGGCAUGUCAGAGGAUACAAGAUUGAAGCUCAGUCUCCCGGAGCUGGUUGAACCCCCAAUGAAGCCCUACAUGAACCCCUAUCCACCCAAGGGCCGCGUGUACGAUUACAAGUUUGUCAAGGAGGGAGCAGGAAAGUGGGUACCGUGGACAGAAGAGCUGAAGGACACGCCUCCCAUACCCAAGGACGUGAUGUUUAAUGAGAUCAUCGUACCGACCGUGGAUACCGUACGGUACACCCACAUCAUGAACCUUCUGGUACAGCACCAGAAAGCCAUCCUCUUUGUGGGACCGACAGGUACCGGCAAGAGUGUGUAUGUUACGGAUUUCCUCCUGAACAAGCUGGACAAGGAAGUAUACAAGCCAAACAUCAUCAACUUCUCAGCGCAGACCAGCGCCAACCAGACCCAGAACAUCAUCAUGUCUAAGCUGGACAAGCGCCGUAAGGGUGUCUUCGGACCGCCCCUGGGAAAGAGAGCCAUUGUGUUUGUUGAUGACCUGAACAUGCCCCUACUGGAGCAGUUUGGCGCUCAGCCCCCCAUAGAGUUGCUACGUCAGUGGCUUGACCACUGGACCUGGUAUGACCUCAAGGACGUGGUGCCCUUGAAACUCAUCGACAUUCAGCUGUGUGCCGCCAUGGGACCACCUGGUGGUGGCCGCAACCCUAUCACUCCUCGAUUCGCGCGUCACUUCAACAUGGUGACGAUCAACGAGUUUGAUGAUGAAGCCAUGGUUACGAUAUUCCGAAAGAUUAUGGAGUGGCACAUAUCAUCUCGAGGAUUCAGCAAUGAGUUCAAGCCGUGCGUGGACCAGAUCGUUCAGGGCACGCUGCACGUCUACAAGGAGGCCAUGCAGCAACUACUGCCCACCCCUGACAAGUCGCACUACCUGUUCAACACUCGAGACUUCGGGCGGGUCAUACAGGGUGUGCUGCUGUCUACGCCAGAGACCAUGGAGGAACCCGCGUCCAUGAAGCGACUCUGGGUCCAUGAGGUCUUCCGGGUCUACUACGACCGUCUUGUGGACGACAAAGACCGAGACUGGCUCUUCAACUUCACGCGUGAAACGUGCAAGGAAAAACUCAGGGAAGACUUCGACCAGCUGUUCAUUCACUUAGACUUUGAUAAUGAUGGAAAGGUCACAGAAGAUGACCUCCGCAGUUUGGUUUACUGCGAUUUUGCCGAUCCAAAAUCGGACUCGAAGCAUUACGUGGAGGUCCGCGAUUUGGAGCAGCUUCGACACGUGGUGGAGAAUUAUCUGGAAGAGUUUAAUAACAUGAGCAAGAAGCCUAUGAACCUUGUGUUGUUCAGAUUCGCCAUUGAGCAUGUGUCAAGAAUUGCACGCAUCAUCAAGCAGCCGAGAAGCCACGCCCUCCUAGUGGGAGUGGGUGGAUCUGGUCGACAGUCGCUGACACGCCUUGCUGCACACAUGGCGGACUACGACCUGUUCCAAGUGGAGAUCUCGAAAUCGUACACAUCAGUGGAAUGGCGGGAGGAUCUGAAAAGAAUUCUACGGAAGGCUACUGAGACUGACAACCAUGGAGUGUUCCUGUUCUCUGAUACCCAGAUAAAACAAGAGUCGUUCUUGGAAGACAUCAAUACCUGUUGAAUGCAGGUGAGGUUUCCCAAUCUCUACCCUCUCGAUGAGACGGAGAUCUGUGAGAAAAUGAGACAGCUUGAUCGGUGA
Molecule: messenger RNA, 7422 nt
Organism: Dreissena polymorpha
Lineage: Eukaryota; Metazoa; Mollusca; Bivalvia; Myida; Dreissenidae
Product: dynein axonemal heavy chain 7-like
Biological process (GO): microtubule-based movement
Cellular component (GO): dynein complex
Molecular function (GO): ATP hydrolysis activity; ATP binding; dynein intermediate chain binding
Source: RefSeq, a predicted model, not a curated record